AUGCAACUGACCAACGAAGCCGUACAGCAAUCGUCACUGGCUCGUCGCGGGGAAUCUAUUGCUAUUCGAAUGGCCCACGACGGCUACGAUGUCUGCAUCAAUGAUAUCCAGGCUAACAAAUCUGGAUGUGACGAAGUGGUCAAAGAGAUCCAAAAACUUGGCCGCAAGUCAUUCGCAUACACAGCCGACGUAUCAAACUUGAAAGAGGUUCAAGGUCUAGUAAAAUCUUCCGUUGAAGAGCUGGGUCCGCUCAACACCAUGGUCGCAAAUGCUGGCAUUGCUCAGGUGAAAGCACUGCUUGACCUAACGCCGGACGACUUGAGCAGAAUGUUCCAAGUCAACGGUAUAGCAGCAAGUCCAGAAUAUUAUACCCUGGUUCUGACCAGCCACAGUGUACGGCGUCUUCAAUUGUUACUCAACGGCCGCAAAACAGAUGAUAUCUCAGGGCAGUGGGGGCAAGUUACUUGGUGCAGCCAGUGUAAGUUGUACCCCUGUCUAAACCAGGUUGGGCCUGCAAACAGUACAGUGUAA
This is a messenger RNA of Parastagonospora nodorum SN15, 531 nucleotides long. RefSeq lists its product as hypothetical. Lineage: Eukaryota; Fungi; Ascomycota; Dothideomycetes; Pleosporales; Phaeosphaeriaceae. The transcript has 3 exons. Bases 1 to 531 code for a protein of 176 amino acids. The record is from RefSeq and is a predicted model, not a curated record.